Messenger RNA from Limanda limanda (common dab), 1068 nucleotides. RefSeq names its product beta-1,3-galactosyltransferase 2-like. Gene Ontology annotation, molecular function: N-acetyl-beta-D-glucosaminide beta-(1,3)-galactosyltransferase activity. Gene Ontology annotation, cellular component: membrane. The coding region runs from base 1 to 1068 and encodes 355 amino acids. NCBI's taxonomy places the organism in Eukaryota, Metazoa, Chordata, Actinopteri, Pleuronectiformes, Pleuronectidae. The transcript is spliced from 2 exons. The record is from RefSeq and is a predicted model, not a curated record.
AUGUUUCCCAGCACGUUCACUGUACAGCUGUUUAUAUGUCAGGUUGUGGAGAUCCUGACUCCUCAGAAGAAGCCUUCGUUUCACCUCUGGUUCAAGAUCCUGCUCGGCCUAGUGUUCCUCAUCUUGUGCUUCACUCUGUACAUUGGCUCUCUGACAUGGGGGACCUCUCCACUACAAGGGCAUUACCACAGGGUUAGUGGUUUGACCAAUCUGCUUGAAGCACCUACAGGAACUCUGUACCACAAAGCCUACGCACGCAACUACCACUUCAUUAUGAAUAACCCAGAGGUGUGCAAAACCAAAACACCUUUCCUGAUCCUGAUGGUUCCAGUAGCACCAGGUAACUUAGAAGCCCGUGAUGCCAUCCGGCAGACAUGGGGCAACCUCAACCUGGUUCAGGGGGAAGUGGUGGUAACUCUCUUCAUGCUUGGAGUCUCUAAAGAAGCUGAUGUGCAGCAGCAAAAGAAGCUCCAACAGGAGAACCUUCAGCACCAAGACCUGAUCCAGAGUAACUUCAUCGACAGCUACCUCAAUCUGACUAUCAAAACCAUGGUGAUCAUGGACUGGCUGGCUACCUUCUGCCCUACAGCAGCGUACAGCAUGAAAAUUGACUCAGGCAUGUUCUUGAACAUUGACAAUCUAGUGAUUAUGCUGCAUAUGCCGGGUAUACCCCAGGUGAACUACCUGACAGGGAUGCUUAUGUUGGACAGGCCAGUUGUCCGUUCAUUGGACUCCAAGUGGUAUGUCUCUGAGGAGAUGUACCCAGACCCCUCGUACCCGACCUACACCAUGGGCAUGGGAUACGUCUUCUCCAAUGAUCUUCCAAGGAAAUAUGUUGACAUCUCAAUGUCAAUAAAGCCCUUUAACAUAGAGGACGCCUACAUUGGCGUGUGCAUGAAAAAGCUAGGACUUGAACCCACAUCACCACCAAAUCCCUCCCAGUUCAAGGCCUAUGCCGGGGAAUACAACCGCUGCGAUUUUUCACAGGUCAUCACCUACAUCCUUGGUUCUGCUAAAAAUUUGAUAGAUUACUGGACAGACUUGAAAAAGCCUGGGCCACCUUGUUAG